GCUCUUAUGGGAAACCCCUUUUGCUCGUAGCAUUUCUUCUUCUGGAAUCACCAUAUUAUUGAUACGAUUAUUGUGAUGGGUUUUCUGGAUUUCUUCGCUGACCUCUGCGACUGGCCCCAACAUGAUAGUAAGAAGCUCAAGAAAAGCAAGCAACUUAAGACGGUGGAAAUUAAAGUGAGAAUGGACUGUGAAGGAUGCGAGAGAAAGGUGAAGAAGGCAGUGGAAGGCAUGAAGGGAGUGGCCAAGGUAGAAGUGGAGCCCAAGCAGCACAAGCUUACGGUCACUGGAUAUGUAGACCCAAACAAGGUCUUGCAACGUGUGAGACAUCGGACGGGGAAGAAGGCUGAUUUCUGGCCUUACGUACAGUAUGAUUUAGUGGCCCGUCUGACAAGAAAGCCCCACCUAAUUAUAAUGUAUUUGUUACUUGUGGCAGCUCAAUUUAGGCCAUGUUAAGUUUAUAUAUUUACCUUUUCUUGUUUGGUUAGCAUCUGAUAAGCUUAAUUAUGGUUUUAAGGUUACACACAGAGAUUGGUGAGUUGACGCAUUAUAGUUUC
Molecule: messenger RNA, 554 nt
Organism: Hevea brasiliensis (rubber tree)
Lineage: Eukaryota; Viridiplantae; Streptophyta; Magnoliopsida; Malpighiales; Euphorbiaceae
Product: heavy metal-associated isoprenylated plant protein 26-like
Exons: 2
Coding region: 76-453 (125 amino acids)
Molecular function (GO): metal ion binding
Source: RefSeq, a predicted model, not a curated record